Molecule: messenger RNA, 5342 nt
Organism: Labrus mixtus (cuckoo wrasse)
Lineage: Eukaryota; Metazoa; Chordata; Actinopteri; Labriformes; Labridae
Gene: zcchc24
Product: zinc finger, CCHC domain containing 24
Exons: 4
Coding region: 260-979 (239 amino acids)
Molecular function (GO): nucleic acid binding; zinc ion binding
Source: RefSeq, a predicted model, not a curated record
UCUCUGCAAUAAAGGCAGAUAGCGGGCCAUGGGGAGUAGGGGAAAACUUUUUAUACUGACAUGUUAGCGCAAUGACUUUUGAGUAACAUCAAACUGGGACGAGGCUCCCGGCGCGAGGAGGACAGGGCCCUGUACGGCAAGAGAAAAGGAGCACUUGCCACUGCCGGGGUACAGGAACGGAAAAGCAAGACGGCAAAAGAGUUGAGACCAGUCCAAGAAUCAGCGGUGGAAAAUCCAGUUUAGCCAUUUGAAUUGAAAGAUGAGCUUGUUGUCUGCCAUAGACACGAGUGCCUCCGUGUACCAGCCUGCCCAACUUCUCAACUGGGUCUAUCUCUCCUUGCAAGACCCCCACCAGACCAGCGCUUUUGACGCGUUCAGACCCGAACCCAACUCUUCCCACCCGGAUCUCAAUUUCAGCAAGACUCCCGCAGCGGCGGACUUGAGCUCUUCCCUGAACUCCAACUAUCUCAACAACUUCUUUCAGCUGCAGCGGAAUGAGGCCUUAAACAACAACGUUUAUAAGAAUGUAUCUCCCUAUGGCUCCCUUAACAACAUCGUGGAUGGACUCAACUCCCUGACGGACCAUUUCUCAGACCUUUCCCUUUCCUCGGAGCCCAGGAAACCCAACAAAAGACCCCCACCCAACUACCUGUGCCACCUGUGCUUCAACAAGGGCCAUUACAUCAAAGACUGCCCCCAGGCCAGACCCAAAGGUGAAGGGCUGACACCGUACCAAGGGAAGAAGAGAUGUUUCGGAGAGUACAAGUGUCCCAAGUGUAAGAGGAAGUGGAUGAGCGGCAACUCCUGGGCCAACAUGGGACAAGAAUGUAUCAAAUGCCACAUAAACGUCUAUCCACACAAACAGCGCCCUUUAGAGAAACCAGAUGGCCUGGAUGUUUCUGACCAGAGUAAGGAGCACCCGCAACACCUGUGCGAGAAAUGUAAAGUCCUGGGCUACUACUGCCGCCGUGUGCAAUAAAAAUCCUCUUCAUCCGAAAACCGGAAAGCAACUUAUGUGUCCCAAGUUGUAUUGCCUAUCCUCCAUCAAGGCUGUUCACUUCCUCCAUGCCCGAUUCGUAUUCAAGUUUUCCAGAGACCUGAUCUGCACACAUCAGUGUCCUUUCAUCUUCUAAUGUCCCCUCCUUCUCUCGGAAACCUCACGUAUGGACUGUAGCUCUAACCCUCCCACAUUCUGUCCCUCCUUGCAUCCUCCUUCUAUUAUUAUUGCUCCUUUUUGAGUGACAGCGUCGAAGAUUAGAUCCAGGAAUGAGAGGAAACACGUUAACUAAAGAUCAAUCUCUUCUUUUUCAGUGGAAAAACUUGGCAAAAUCAGUGACUUUUUUUUUUAUGCCUCAUGCGUCCGAAGUAACACAACACUACAAGUCCAAAUUGAUGUUUAACAUCAUUGAAGCAUUAUUUAGUCUGAUAAGCACCAGUCGUUAUUGGUGUCACUGGUAGUGUUGGUCUCAAUAGAUUACCUCACCUUGGGGUUGGUUUGUUUUGUGUUUACAGAGAUCUGCCUUCCAUUUCCCUGCCAAGUGAAGUGUUUGGUAAUGUGAUGAACGUUUAACCCGGGUCUCUCAUGAUGGUAAAAUGUAUUCAAGGCCUUUGAUGUCUUGCCAUAUUAGGGUCAGCAGCACAUCUUUUUAACUGUGAAUUAACUGAGGGACAAUGUGCCAUAUAUAUCCCUAGCUUACAUUUGGCCUAUUUAUUUUCUUGUCGUCUAGUGUGCAAUUUGAAUUUUAACUGGGACGUAAAGAAAUGUUUUUUUUUUUGUAUGUUUGUAUAUCACAUUAUUGCGUUACUGCUUCCACGUGUCUGUAGAAACUACUGUAGGUUCAGUUGCGUAGGGUUGCUACUUGUCUAGAUUUAGUUUGUGCUAACAGAUAAGGUUUCAUUAGCCCCCCCCCCUCCCCCUCCUAAAGUAUUUUUGUUCUCAACUAUCUUUAGUGCUAGAAAGGCUAGGUGUAUAUGUAAUAUAGGUAAUGUGUUGGUUUCUCAAAGCAGUGUCCAGUAUACACCGUUUUGUCUGAUAAAAAGUUUGCCAAACUGUUGAUAUGUAAAGCCUGACAUCACAAAUAAGUGGAAAAAUACAUAUUAGAUGUUCUUUUGAAAGGCAUUUUGAAAGAUUUAAGUUCACAAUUGAAGUGCCAAUUGAUCCCUGGCAGCCGUACUGGUGCCGGUGAAUAUUAAUGGAAAGCCCUUUUCAAGGACUUGAACCCUUAACAGUGAUGUCUAGCAGCUGACUGCAGUGUAAAGAGUGUCUUGGGGGAGGUGAGGCUUUGGAGAACUGGAAAGAUUUUCAGGUUGGUUGAGAUAAACGACAGAAGUAAAUAUGGAGAGGGUUGAUUUGUGAAGGUGAUGCGGAAAAUUCAAGGAUAUUUAGAAAGUGGUGAUGUUCAUACUGACGUUAAUGUUCAUUUUUAUGAAUAUGAGUGCCUACAAUUAUAAACCAAUGUCUUUAAAGGAAGAGAAAUACACAUCCUGUUUACAUAGGUGCACACUCAGAGCACGACAGAGGAAAUAAAUGUAGUUUUGACUUAUAGAAACCUGCCUUUAAAGGAACAGUUUAUAGGAAUUGUGAACUAUUUUAUAUGUACUGUAUUUCUAGCCUUAUAAAAGCUGGUAGACUAUAUUUUUAACACUUAUAUAAUGUAUGUGCCUUGAAAAGAUUUACGUCAUCCUGAUGUAUCAGGACUCGGGAGGCCUUUUGAAAAUUGGGAAAAAGAAAUGUAGGGGCAGGCUGAGAGUUGGAGCAGUACGCGUGCAUACUGUAAAUGUUAUGCAUAGGAAGUUUAAGGCGUGUUCAAGAUGUCACAAAAGGUCAAGAAAUUAUGCAGUUGCUCUCUAAGAAGUUUGAACUGACGAGGUGGGUGUUCGCUUUCGGUGCAGUUUGUCGAGUUGAAGGCACAGGCUGAAUGAAACAGCAUUUCCAGCUGGCAAUAACAAUCCUACUGUGGUCUGUUGUCAUGGAAUAUCAACAAAGAUGUUAUUUCUUACAACAGAGCGGUGUCGCACAUGAAUCUGUGGACCUCUCUCUUUGUCUUUUUGAAAAAAAAUCUAUUGUAGCUUUGUUUAUCUGUGGGUUUGUAAAAAGAUACAUGGUCACUUGGCUUAGUGGGAGAGUUUGCGGUGGCUGAUAAUGGUACUUAACAGCUGGGGAAAAUUAGCCUAUCCGCCUGUCCAUCUGGAAAGUUAGAGGGGCACUCUGGUGAUUUAGAACUGUUCUACCUAAUUGCAGACGUGCAAGAGGCACUGAAAAGCAGUCAAAAACAAUGCAGCAAAGGCAAAAAAAAAAUCCAUCCUACUAUUAGUCCCUGGCAUAGUUCAAGCUCCUAAAACACAAAGUCCUACAUUUCCCAUAAUGCAACCCCAUUGGAAACUUUUAGUAGACUUUCUCUGUUUGGUAAAUGCCAAGAUCUUUGAAGCUCAAACCCUCCAGGAUAUGAGCUUUUUCUCUUUAAAGUGUUUCUCCAGAGCUACACAAGACACAAAACAGCCAUCUUUACAGUCUGAGAAGUACAUACUGUGACGUGUGUCAAAUUAUUGGGGUGCCCCUUUAAAAGAAGGAGUUGGCAGUUGUGAAUCUUAAUCUCUACAAGUUUAAAAACACUUCCCCAUUCAGCCUGUAAAAUGUUGGGAACAAAAAAACCCAUCCUCGUUACUAUUAACAUCUUUCUUUCUGUUGUGUGAUGCCACUAACCUAACCAGUCUUUACAUCUAAACCUUAUAGUUCACAUCAUACCAUGUGGCUGUAGUGAGAGGAAUAGAUACCAAUGAUGCCUUACACACUAACCUCAUAAACAAGUAGCUUGUUAUUUUUCAGUUUUGGCAGAAUAGUGAUUGAGAAAACGAGAAACCCAGUUAAAGAGUCGGAUUUCCUUCGAGAGAAACGUCUCGUUGAGGGAGGCCGUUUAAAAUGGAAGAGCCAAUGGAAGCAGUUGAUACAAUACAUUUGAAGAGAAAAAAGAAAUUCGGACGUAAUGUCUCGGAUUACACAUACUUGACUUUUCUAGAACCUUUUCAGUUCAAAUUUGUGAUUUUCUAUGAAUGAGAUGUGUAUUUUGGAACACUUAAUAGAUGUUGAAAGUUUUAAAGCAAUCUGCAAAAACUCAAGAGUUAUUUCCCUGACAAAGCAAGACUGUUUUAUGUAUAUAUUUGAUGGCCAUCAUUUUUCAAGGAUAGUAGCUCUUUUAAAAAUGUUAUGCAAUAUUGAAGCUUUUUUUUUUUUUUUUUCAUGUGUGAAGAAGGGCCUAUUGCUGAGAAUUAAACAAAGCUGGGAGUUUUUUUUGUUCUUUUCUUUUUGUUUUACAAGAAUCUGAGGGGAUAUCCUGCAGAAAUAUUUAUGGAAAGAUUUUUUACAACACUUUUUGUAUAGAAUAUGCAACAAAGUUACACUAAGAAGGAAAUAUUGAUGAUUACAUAGAUUAUUAUAAAGAAAAGCUGGUACAUAAUUAAUACCCUUUCUCAAUUAUAAGCCAUUGUAUUGUUGUGUGUUUUCGUUUUGUGAUGUUAUCAGUGUUAAAUAAACUGCCAUGUUAUUCGGAUGCUAUUUGUAACUAAUUAUGAGCUGCCAUUUACAUCCAUACGGUCCCAUGUAUUCAUUUUGUAAACGAUAUAAUGAAGAUAUAUAUUGUGUUAACAUGCAGAAAUCUUGUUUUUCUUCUUAAUAAGUGAUGGAUACUCACCACUGUAUACGCACGUUAAACUGUGAGAUGUAGUUUGCUUAAAGCAGCAAUGACAAGGAACUAUUAUAAAAUGUUAUCUCGUGUUAGAAGUAGAUUAGAGAGUGUAUACUUUGGUCAAGAAAGCGUGUGUGACAAAGAACUAUUGUAGAGUUUGCAUGUGCAUGUGUUUGGUUUUGAAUGAAAUAUUACUUUGUGCAAUGUAUGCUUAUUUAAAGACUUUACAGUAGUUUGCUACAGAACAUUUUUUUUGUUGUUGUUACCAUGAUCAGCAUCUCCUGAUUGUUGCUAGUCCUGAAGUAUUUCAUUUACCGCUAGUGUAGCCUCUAGGAAUAAUACAUAUUUACUGAAUGUAAUGUGUUAACACUUAUGUGGUCAAUUUGGAGAAGUGAUGUUUGUACUCUUUACUGUCUGUAUCACUUGAGAUGUUUGUUAUGCAAUAUUGCAAUAAUGUAAUAUUUGAAUUGGACAGAACACAGGCGUGAGGUAGGGAAGACGAUUAUUUUGGGAAACAAGGACAGUCAUGGUUUCGAGGGUAGACCGCAGGUCUGUUUUUCAUGUCCAUGAAAUGGCAUUCCAAAAUGUGCCUUAUUUGUUAGUUUGGAAAACAUUUUAGUGCUGUCAAGUUUGAUGAAUAAAAGUCAUAUUGAAUUAGAA